UAACGAAAGUUGGCUUCCUGGUUUACAAAGAAUUAUGGGUUAAAAUCAAUGUUUUCAAUAGAACUGAAAGCUGAUUCUACUAUUUGGAUGACCGGAUAUGAAGUUUGAGAUUCAAUCGUAAAGAAACACGUGACGGUUUUUCCAUCGUUUCGUUACGAUGUCGAAGUCGGUGCUGCCCGGAGAGGGGACGCCCCUCCUCAGCGCCGAGGGUGCCGCCGGCGAUGUCACUUCCGUCUACAUGCGUCGAUGGUACAUUGUCCUGGUAUUUUCCAUCGGCAGUUUUAUACAGGCGCUAGGCUGGAAUACAUGGGGACCGAUUACGGAGUCUGCCGAGGCGGUGUUCGGUUGGCAUGACAGCCAGAUUGGAAUGUUUGCCAACGGAGGCAACAUUGCAUUCAUGAUCUGCGUUCUACCGUUCUGCUACUUCAUGGAUGUCAAAGGCAUACGGGUCUCCCUUCUGAUGUGUGCUGUGGUCGUGUUUAUUGGCACAGGUAUCCGCUGUAUCACCAUGGAAACAACAGCUAUGACCUGGUUGGCUAACGCCGGGGCUGUGUUGCUAGGCAUCGGCGGAAGUGUUCCGUUUGCCGGCCCAGCGAAGCUGUCGUCUGUUUGGUUCCCGCCCGAUCAGCGGGCCACCGCAACGUCUAUUGUGUCCUUCGCCAACUACUUUGGCGUCGCCAUGUCAUUCAUAUUUGGACCUCUUAUGGUUUCUAGUCCAAAGUUUGAGUGCAAGAAUUCCACCCAUCAUAUAAAUGGGACCCUUGAGUUCCCGGCUCUCGAAGUCCCGCGUCCCAUGAUCAACAUUUCCAACACAAGCUGUGAAACAGUUUGCGUCAACAGAGAUGAUCUCAUCAGCGAAAUCCGCCACUUGAUGUACUUACACACAGCUAUCGCUGCCCUCUUCCUGCUACUUGUGAUAGUGUAUUUCCCGGACAAGCCCCCCACACCACCCAGUAAGACCGCCUCCAUGGAGCGGACCGAGUGGUUGAAAGGUCUCCGAAUGCUGACUAAAAACUCUGCGUUCUGGCUGGUGGUUUUGGCGGGCGCUGUUUCCGCUGGCGUGCUGGGAGUCUGGGCGUCCGUCCUCGACGUCAACCUCAAUAAACAUGGUAUCUCACAGAGUCAAGCUGGCUAUAUGGGGUUCUGGCAGACUCUUGCGGGGUGUUCAUCUGGGCUUGUCAUCGCUAGGUUCUCUGACAUGUUCAUGCGGAGGAUGAAGCUGUUCUUGCUGCUGCUGUUUAUCGGCGCCGCACUGUCGUCGUUCUGGUUCACCGCCAUCUGUGAACAAUACAUACCCUUCAACAUUCCGUCUUUAUACACAUCGUGUAUCCUGAUUGGUAUUUUCAUUAACGGAGGAAUCCCUCUGUUCUACGAGGUCUCGUGCGAGGCGUCCUACCCGGUGGCGGAGGGCGUCACCGGCGGCGUGAUGACGCUUGUCAAUAACCUCUUCGGUGUUCUCUUUCUUUGUAUAAUGCUCAUAAAGGAUAUAGGUACCUCCUGGAUGAACUGGGCCCUUUUCGGCUCUGCGGUGGCCGCCUUGCCGCUCCUAAUCCUGUUUCCUGAACGAUAUCGCCGCACGGAUCUCGACAUCACCAUCGACAUAAAACCAACUAGCGGUGACCUGCAAGCAUCUGACACAACAGACGACGGUGCCGCAUAGAGACACACACACCCAGCGCUCACUUCCACUAGUAAUACAGUUAUCUCCGCUUGUCAAGGGAGAGAACUGCGUAAGAGAUUGUAAGAAAGUAUGACAUUGAAGUAAUGUAUUGAAACAUAUCACAUGAUUUCUCAAUACCGUUAAUGAUAUUGUAAUUUGUAUAUACUGAUAAAAUUUUAUUUACAUCUGCAGUUUGUAAAACUGUAUUACCACCGCGUAUUGUGUAAAUAUGGUUGUGAUGAUGUUAAAUGCAAUUGGUGCUGUCUCACAUGUCAUAUUGAACUGCUCAUACUUCAUGAAACAUUUGGUUGAAUAUUAAACAUUGAUUGUGCCUUAUUUCAGUAACGUCUUAAUGUUUAAUGUUAUAAUUUUUAUCACAAUCAAUUCUUUUCUACAACGUGGGCAUACGUUAUCUGUAAAAACCGUCAAUGAUAUUGUUUUUACUAUGCAUUAACACCAAAGGUAUUAUUGAUUGUAAUCAUGUUCUCAUGUUUAUGUCGCCUGUGUAGCAUGACGGACAUGUUGGCAUCAUGUUGUCCGGCACCGUCAUCUGUUUUGAUUAUUUGAAAAUACUCAAACUUUGUAUAUGUGGAAAUUAAAAAUGUUAUUUAAGGAAUGAAUUGCGUGGUUGAUGUCAUUAUCGGGGUAUGAACGCAGUUGGGCUGGUUAAAGCGUGUGGAGUACGAAUGACACGAUGGACACGUGAAUCUUACUAAACUGAAUAGCAUUUCAUAUUCUUAACAUAACUUUGAUGUCCUGCCAGAUUUUAACAUUCACAUUAGACUUAAUGGCCUUGAAAAUUCAAAAUUGACCAUCGAGGUGCUACUUCAGACGUUUUAACGCGUUACUAAGUCGUUUGAACGAAAACAAACACACGUAUGUCACCGUAUAUAUCACUCCUACUUAUAAUUAUAAUUGUUUCAUCAUCUGACAUUCCAAAAAGUGAAAAAUCCACUAGUGGGCAUAUUCAAAUAGCGAAUUCUAGUCAUAUUAAAUAUUACUCAUGGUGUUAAAGUGUUAAUUUACUAAAAAUUAAUGUUACAUACUUGUGCAAUAUGUCCGGGACAGAUGUUUAAUUCAUGUUCGGCCUUCUAGGCUAACUGGGACUGCAUCUUUGUGAAUAUUGAAGGAAAUUGUUGUUAAAUUAUGCCUGUUUAUAACAGUUAUUGUGAAUGCAAAACUGUAGAAAGGUCGCGAAACACUAGUACAUGUUAACUUGUGGUCACACCUGUGACGGAUCCGUGGUUUAGUGGUAACACACUUGACUGACAAUCCCGGGGUCGCAUGUAAAAUGAAUAAGCUCAAACACCCAACACUGGUUACACGUGCAUGUACCAAGUUGCAAUGGUUACACGUGCAUGUACCAAGUUGCAAUGGUUACACGUACAUGUACCAAGUUGCAAUGGUUACUCGUGCAUGUACCAAGUUGCAAUGGUUACACGUGCAUGUACCAAGUUGCAAUGGUUACACGUACAUGUACCAAGUUGCAAUGGUUACACGUACAUGUACCAAGUUGCAAUGGUUACACGUACAUGUACCAAGUUGCAAUGGUUACACGUACAUGUACCAAGUUGCAAUGGUUACACGUACAUGUACCAAGUUGCAAUGGUCGCGAAUGUUCACCACAAUAACUAGUACUUGUAGGCUCACUGUUCCUCGCUCGUGCUAGGAUACGUAUAUGACGUGUACACACCGGGAUGACGUAGUGUACAAUAAGUAGCCCACACAUACACUUACAUGUACAAGUAGUGUUUCGCAACCUAUACUGUAUAAAUUAAAAAAAAAAUGAGAUUGUUUUGUUUGAUUUAAAUGUCGUUGAGAAAAAAAUCAUCUGUUAUAUGUUUUCAAAUAAAAAAGUGC
Molecule: messenger RNA, 3520 nt
Organism: Mya arenaria
Lineage: Eukaryota; Metazoa; Mollusca; Bivalvia; Myida; Myidae
Product: solute carrier family 49 member 4 homolog
Exons: 14
Coding region: 158-1660 (500 amino acids)
Biological process (GO): transmembrane transport
Cellular component (GO): intracellular membrane-bounded organelle; membrane
Molecular function (GO): transmembrane transporter activity
Source: RefSeq, a predicted model, not a curated record